This is a messenger RNA of Brassica oleracea var. oleracea, 2704 nucleotides long. Its product is annotated as DEAD-box ATP-dependent RNA helicase 28. NCBI's taxonomy places the organism in Eukaryota, Viridiplantae, Streptophyta, Magnoliopsida, Brassicales, Brassicaceae. The transcript is spliced from 19 exons. The coding region runs from base 50 to 2437 and encodes 795 amino acids. The record is from RefSeq and is a predicted model, not a curated record. Gene Ontology annotation, molecular function: nucleic acid binding; ATP binding; RNA helicase activity.
GUUCAUCGCCUCUCUCUGAAAGUUGUGAAACACCUCAUAAACCCUAGCAAUGUCCGGGGCCUUCUUCUACGACGCCGCUAGCGACGACGAUCUCGAAUUCCUAAACCACGAAGACGAGAGCAGCGACGAAGAUGUAGCUGAAGAGCGUAAAGCUCGAGCAGAAGGUGGAGAAGACGAAGAAGAUAGCGAAGUUGAGGAUGAGGACGACGACGAUGAUGACGUAGAAGAAGAAGAUGAGAAACCUACAAGGAAAGGAAGCACCGAUGCUCAAUCUCCUUGGGAUUUCGCGUCGUAUUCAAGCUCCGUCGGGGAAGAACACGCCCGCCGUCACACAACCUCUAUCGAUGAGAAGAUCUCAAAAGCUAUCAAGCAUCGUCCUCUUCCUAUCUCCACUGAGGAAGAAGAAGAAGAAGAAGAAGAAGAAGAAGAUGUCUCCGAGGCUGAACCUGACAAACAAGAGGAGUAUCUUUCGGAAGACGAAGAGGCAGCUGAUUCGAAAGCAGACAAUGUUGCAGCCAAGCCGUUCUUCUCUACCGUGGAUGGAGUUUCGUUUCAUGCUAAUUCUUUCAUGGAGCUCAACCUCUCUCGCCCAUUGCUUCGAGCUUGUGAAACUCUUGGAUACAAGAAACCUACCCCGAUUCAGGCAGCGUGUAUACCUUUAGCACUUACAGGGCGUGAUCUUUGCGCCAGUGCAAUCACUGGAUCAGGGAAGACUGCUGCGUUCGCUUUACCUACUCUUGAGAGGUUGCUGUUUCGUCCUAAGCGGGUCUUUGCUACUAGGGUUCUUAUUCUCACUCCAACCAGGGAGCUGGCUGUCCAGAUUCACAGUAUGAUUCAGAAGCUUGCACAGUUUACUGAUAUCAAAUGUGGAUUGAUUGUAGGAGGGCUGUCUGUAAGGGAGCAAGAGGUUGUUUUGAGGUCUAUGCCAGAUAUUGUUGUCGCUACUCCUGGACGUAUGAUAGAUCAUUUGCGUAAUUCGAUGUCUGUCGAUUUGGAUGAUCUCGCGGUUUUGAUUCUCGAUGAAGCAGAUCGUCUUCUACAGACUGGGUUUGCCACUGAAAUACAAGAGCUGGUUCGCUUAUGUCCCAAGAGAAGGCAAACAAUGCUCUUCUCAGCCACAAUGACUGAAGAAGUUAAAGAGCUUGUCAAACUUUCCUUGAACAAACCACUGCGUCUCUCAGCUGAUCCAUCAGCUAGAAGGCCUCCAGGCCUGACUGAGGAGGUGGUAAGAAUACGCAGGACGCGUGAGGCAAAUCAGGAAGCUGUUCUUCUUUCAUUAUGCACAAGAACUUUCAAAUCAAAAGUUAUCAUCUUUAGUGGAACAAAACAGGCUGCACAUAGGCUGAAAAUUUUAUUCGGACUAGCUGGCCUCAAAGCAGCUGAGCUUCAUGGAAACCUAACUCAAGCACAACGUCUUGAUUCUCUGGAACUUUUCAGAAAGCAAGAGGUUGAUUUCCUCAUUGCCACCGAUGUGGCUGCUCGAGGGCUUGAUAUUAUUGGUGUCCAAACUGUUAUAAAUUAUGCCUGUCCUCGGGAAAUAGACAGUUAUGUUCACAGAGUUGGUAGAACAGCUAGGGCUGGAAGAGAAGGUUAUGCUGUAACCUUUGUGACUGACAAUGACCGAUCCCUUUUGAAAGUCAUUGCCAAGAAGGUGGGUUCAAAGUUGAAAAGCAGAAUCAUCCCAGAGCAGUCAAUCGUUAAGUGGUCUCAGAUAAUCGAUGAAAUGGAAGAUCAAUACUCUGCUGUUAUUCGACUAGAGAGGGAAGAGCGAGCUCUAAGGAAAGCUGAAAUGGAAUUUGCAAAAGCGGAGAACAUGAUUGAACACAGAGAUGAAAUAUUCGCACGCCCAAAAAGGACUUGGUUCAUGACAGAGAAGGAGAAGAAGCUCGUGGCGAAAACUGAAAAGGAUUCUGCUGGAAACCCUUCUGGAAACGAACUAGUUAGUGCUGAUAUAGCAGAGGACCUCAAGAUGAAGGAGAAGAGAAAACGCGAACGCGAGAAGAAUCUUCCAAGGAAAAAACGUAGAAAGCUUGAAGCUGCCAGAGAGAUGCUAGAGGAUAACGAAGAAGAAGACGAAGAGGAAGAAGAAGGAGAAGAUGAAAAACGAGGAAGAUCAAGAGGGAACAAGAAGAAGAAGAACGAACCAGAGAAGAAAGGAUUGACACUCGUGGAUCUUGGUUACAGACGAGCAAAGGCGGUAAAAGCAAAACAGAGAGCAAUUGAUUCGGGUAAGAUGGAUAGACCAACGCCGAACAAGAAACAAAACCUAAACCGGACUAAACCAAAAACGCAGCCUCGAAAUGAAGAGAUGAAAGAUCUGUUCAAGAGUGAUAUGAGCGACAAGAAACAAGGCAGUGUCGGAGCUGGGGCUUCAGCGAAACCUCGCGGGAAGUCGAAGAACUCUUUCAAGAGCAAAGGCCGAUAUAAGCGUAGGUAGAAAAGUGACGAGCUUUUAUGGAAGAUAUCGAAGGGCAAUCCAGCAGAACGAAAAAAUACAUUUUUGGCCAAGGGUUUAAACAAUUUCAUUAUUAUUGUAAUAUGAUCAGACACGAGAGGUUGAAUGUUUUCUAAAUUUUGGUUUUCCCAAUGGUUUUAUAACCUUUCAUGAAGCGUAUUAGAACUUGAGUUUGGUUACUCGUCUGAACCUGCAUGUGAUGAUUAUGUUUCCAUCUGCAUGUUGUUACUUUUUAUUCUUCAUUUUACC